AUGUCCGGUGUGCGGGUUGGAAGUCCCCAACGAGCUGAUUCGAUCUCGUCCCGAGCUGGCGGAGAAGCAGGUAGCGCUGGCGGAGAACUGUGUGUCGUCUGUGGCGACAAGGCCAGUGGUCGGCAUUACGGCGCCGUUUCUUGUGAAGGCUGUAAAGGCUUCUUCAAACGAUCCAUCAGAAAGCAGAUUGGUUACAUGUGCCGUGGAGCCAAGGAUUGUCCAGUCACAAAGUUCCAUCGCAAUCGAUGUCAAUAUUGUCGUCUGAAGAAGUGCCUUUCGAUGGGAAUGCGCAGUGAGUCUGUUCAAGCUGAACGGCGUCCUGUGCAGCAAAUCUGUGCCGACAGCCCUCCUACCAUGGUACAGAGUCACAACGCCUCAGCCAAUGCCACGGUUUUGGACUCCAAUCCGUUGAUGAACGGACUUUUGGCGAUUGUGAAGAAUGAGCACGAACAGCUCUUGGAAUGUGAUAAAGCGAUAAUGACCGCGAAAAAAGAGGAGGGAGCCAGUUCGCCGAUGAGUGCCAUGGCGAGGCCGAUGAGUGCCAGUCCUACCGUCGACUUCAGCGGCAAAAGGGAGUCCGUUGGGGAAGAUGAAUGCGGUAUCGAUGUGAUGACUGCAAUUGGUAUGGCGCCAUCCGAAUCACCGUCAUCUUCCGGAGCGGCUUCAUCGGUUAGCGAAGACGGACCCAUCUUCAAUGUUGAGCGGUGUCGAUUCGAGUUGCCCGUGCCACAUCCGCCUCCAGCCGAACUGAACAUUCAAUUCAUCUGUGAGACAGCCAGUAGAUUGUUGUUUUUAUCAGUACACUGGAUGAAGGACGCUCGAACAGGCUUGAAACCGUUUACACUGGAAUCUGUGAUGAAAACCAAAUGGUGCGAUUUGUUCGUGCUAGGAUUGAUGCAAUGUGCUGAGGAAGUCGGACUGUCAAGAAUGCUUGAAGCGAUGAACAGCCAUCUAGCUGCUUGCAGUCGAGUCGGACAACUGAAGCCGGACAAGUUUGAAGAAGUCAGCCAGCAGAUCAACUUUCUGCUGCUUCUGGUGAAUCGUUUCGCAGAAGCAAAACUCAGCCCCAUGGAGUUUGCUUAUCUGAAACUGGUCUCGUUCACUUCGAAUGACAUUCCAACUUCCACAUGUGCCAGUGACACGCGGCCUGUGAACGUGACUGCUUGCCAGGAGCUGUACGAACACGUGAUGGCCUCUUCUUCAAACGACGACUCAACUUCAGAAGACAAUGAGACUCACGUCACAGCGACAUCAGUCGGAGCGGCUAUCGAAAGGUACUCCCGGCUACUCCAGUUGCUGCCAAAUUUACGAUGGUUUCGCGAAUCGGUGCUUGUCGAGCUGUUCUUUUCCGGUCUAAUCGGGAACCUAUCAAUCGAGACGGUGAUACCGUUCGUGUUGAAGAUGGAUGUGAUGAACGUAUUUGAACCAUCCCAAGGCUCUGAUUCCAUCCUUCCUAGCGCUAGUUUGGCACGCAUACUUUCCGGAAACUAG
Haemonchus placei is the source of this 1491-nucleotide messenger RNA. Lineage: Eukaryota; Metazoa; Nematoda; Chromadorea; Rhabditida; Trichostrongylidae. The record is from the annotation of a GenBank genome assembly.